AUGAAAGGUACCCCUAUCCCAGCAACGACACGUGAAUUAUUUAAGCUUGUUUGUCCUACGACUUUGACAUGUCGAAACCGCUUGGAACUGCUUUUGGCCCCCAUCCAAUGUCGCUACUUCAGUCUCACAUCCAUCGAUCGUGAGCUUCCAGUUAUACUCAAGAGCACCCUAUACCACGCCAGCUUGUGCUCGCUUGAUCGCUCCACGACACGGAUGCGGAUGACGGAUCUAUAGCAGUAUCCGGAAAAAAACCAAACACAAUGACGUCCCAACAUCCCUCCUGGCCCCACCCCGUUCCAGUUGACCCCCAAACCCGCGAAGCCCUCGCAGCAAUAGCGCACACCCGCGCCGCGCUCUCCCUCUUCCCCUCCUGGCCACGGCACCACAAUCAAUACUCAGCCCUAAACACACAGCACAAUGACCCUACCAGUCAAUACCAACAACCCUCAGUCCACCACCCGGCCUUUCCCACACGACAACUCUGCUGCCAGCGUUGCAGGCGCUCAGACGGGCUUACGCAAAUGCCUGACCCGACGCAGCAGAAGCGCGUUUAUUUUAAAUGUGCUAUUUGCAGUAACACGGCGGCGGGCAAGAGUAGUUUCGUGUGCUGGGCGGAUGGUAAUGGGGUUUACAAAGAGAAUCCGGUUUGUGACUGUGGGGACUCGGAUGGAGAUGGGGGGCCGAGGGCUCGGGAGGAGUGGGAGGAGGAGGAGGAAGGGGUAGAAAAUGGGGUAGAAGAAGGAAGAGGGGAAGUGGAGGCUUGUGUGGACGGUGUUGGCUGGGAGAGAAGUAUAAAGACGACAGGGAUAGGACUCGGGAAGAGGAAGAGAUUGGUGUACAAGUGUGCGACGGGGUCGUGUGGGUUUAGGGCAUCGGUGCCGCCGGAGAUGGGGGACGCGACUGGGGCGGAGCGUAGAAAGGACAGUGGGGUUGGGAUGUGACUCUGGGAUGUGAGGGUACGCCGACUCAGAACGAUGAAGACAUGUUAGACGACGUGAUGAUUGGAUUUGCUUUAAACAUUCAAUUGGCUUAGCGGCCAGUGGCAGUCCCAAGGACUUGAACACGACAAUGCAACUUGGUUACAGUGUAGCGGAUGAAAAUAUGUUCAUAGGGGCGAUGUAAAUAGGUUAGGGUUUCACAAAUACACUGAGCCCACGUACAUAGGUGAUAACGAGA
Messenger RNA from Pseudomassariella vexata, 1176 nucleotides. RefSeq lists its product as uncharacterized. NCBI's taxonomy places the organism in Eukaryota, Fungi, Ascomycota, Sordariomycetes, Amphisphaeriales, Pseudomassariaceae. Bases 261 to 941 code for a protein of 226 amino acids. The transcript has a single exon. The record is from RefSeq and is a predicted model, not a curated record.